Necator americanus (New World hookworm) is the source of this 624-nucleotide messenger RNA. RefSeq lists its product as uncharacterized. Gene Ontology annotation, cellular component: endoplasmic reticulum; membrane. Lineage: Eukaryota; Metazoa; Nematoda; Chromadorea; Rhabditida; Ancylostomatidae. Bases 1 to 624 code for a protein of 207 amino acids. The transcript has 5 exons. Gene Ontology annotation, biological process: SRP-dependent cotranslational protein targeting to membrane. The record is from RefSeq and is a predicted model, not a curated record.
AUGGGCAGUCAAGCAGCGAGCGAGCUGCCUCCGCCCAUUGGGGGAGUCUCCGGGGUCUGGGUGGCCGAUCACGGUGGUAAUAAGAAAAUGGGGAAGUUCACCAGGGAAGAAGAAGUUCUGCUAUCUAGCUAUUCUCCAGCAAAUUCUGCUAGGAGCAAUGCACUUUUCUACCUCAAUGCUGUGGUGAUAUCAUUGGCACCCCUCUAUCUUUUCUACGGAGUACACCAAAUGGAAGUUGCUGAAUCUUGGAUUGUAUGGAUUAUCUCCGCUGUUGCAUCAGCUUAUUUCCUUUCGAUGGCCUGCAAAAAUCAAAAGAGGCUUCUGAAACAUCAAAUUGUGAUGAAGCGUGGCUCUGCUGUUGACAGAGAGAUCAACCAGAAGUAUGCAAAUGACAAGAAAAUGAGCACAAAGGAAAAAGAGGAGCGUGCCUUGUUCCGCAAGAAUGAAGUGGCUGAUUCCGAGGCAACAUACCUAUCGAUUUUCUUCACGAACGUCUUGUUCCUAUCAAUAAUGCUGUUUUUAGCUUUCUUCCUUCUUGCAAAUCUCACUCCCAUUUUCAACUCUCUUCUUUCCAUUAUUGGGGCAGCAGGACUUGUAGCUUUCCUUUCCACUGCCAAGAAUUAA